Messenger RNA from Lecanosticta acicola, 1446 nucleotides. Lineage: Eukaryota; Fungi; Ascomycota; Dothideomycetes; Mycosphaerellales; Mycosphaerellaceae. The record is from the annotation of a GenBank genome assembly.
AUGGCGACCAACGGCGAAAUCGGUUCCAACUAUGCCCUCUCCCAGGGCCACUACGACCUGAUGCAGAAGCCUCUCGUCGACCUCGACCCAGAGAUCAAGGAGAUCAUGGACAAGGAGAUCAAGCGUCAGCGCGAGUCCAUCCUCCUCAUCGCCUCCGAGAACGUCACGUCGCGCGCCGUCUUCGAUGCCCUCGGCUCACCCAUGAGCAACAAGUAUAGUGAGGGAUACCCAGGCGCGCGUUACUACGGAGGAAACGAGCACAUCGACGAGAUUGAGCUCACUUGCCAGGCCAGAGCCCUCAAGACUUUCGGUCUCGAUGCGGAGAAGUGGGGUGUCAACGUGCAGUGCCUGUCUGGUAGCCCAGCGAAUCUGCAGGUCUACCAGGCCAUCAUGAGGCCACACGAGCGAUUGAUGGGUCUGGACUUGCCACACGGCGGUCACUUGUCCCACGGAUACCAGACACCGACGAGAAAGAUCUCUGCUGUUUCGACCUACUUCGAGACCCUCCCCUACCGAGUCAACCUCGAGACUGGCCUGAUCGACUACGACCGCCUCGAGGAGAACGCGCUCAUGUACAGACCCAAGGUCUUGGUCGCCGGCACAUCUGCCUACUGCCGUGAGAUCGACUACAAGAGAAUGAGAGAGAUUGCAGACAAGGUCGGCGCAUACCUGCUCAUGGACAUGGCCCACAUUUCCGGUCUAGUCGCUGCUGGUGUGAACAAGUCGCCAUUCGAGUACUGCGACAUUGUCACCACUACGACACACAAGAGCUUGCGCGGCCCAAGAGGUGCAAUGAUCUUCUUCCGUAAGGGUGUGAGAAAGACCGACGUGAAGGCUGGCAAGGAAGUGCAGGUCCUCUAUGACUUGGAGGGACCCAUCAACUUCUCCGUCUUCCCCGGCCACCAGGGUGGCCCACACAACCACACCAUCACUGCUCUCGCCGUUGCCCUGAAGCAAGCCAACACCGACGAGUUCAGACAGUACCAACAGCAAGUCAUUAAGAACGCCAAGCAGCUCGAGGUCUCCUUCAAGCAGCUCGGCUACAGACUGGUCACUGACGGUACUGACAACCACAUGGUUCUUCUUGACCUGAAGCCACUAGGUCUGGAUGGCGCCCGUGUGGAGGCCGUCUUGGACCAGAUCAACAUUGCGUGCAACAAGAACACCACUCCCGGCGACAAGUCGGCGCUCACUCCAUGCGGUAUCCGCAUUGGUGCCCCAGCCAUGACUAGCCGAGGAAUGGGCGAGAAGGACUUCGACAAGAUCGCACAAUACAUCGACCGCAGCAUCAAGCUUGCGCAGAAGAUCCAAGGCGAACUGCCAAAGGAGGCCAACAAGCAGAAGGACUUCAAGGCCAAGGUCGCCGAGGGUACUGCCAUCCCCGAGAUCAAGGCUCUCAAGGAGGAGAUUGCUGCCUGGGCCGUCACCUUCCCACUUCCCGUAUAA